AUGGCCGUUAACUCUUGGCAAUGGGUUCUUGCGGCUUUUGAGAUGUACGACAGCGUGGAGCUUGAAGAUGAAGGAAUUUUUUCAAGCAGAGGCGAAAGCGCGGACUGGGGUUUGUCAACUUCUCCGAGCCGGUCGAUUUCAAGAAACCGCAAGGCAGUUUCACCGUCGAAAUCCAAGGCUUCGUCGGACGAUUGCAAGACCCUGGAGGUUCUUUUUUCUUCCAGCGAAUCGUGCAAUGGCAAAUGCGAGAAAAAAGAUUCGUUGGCGGAGCUGAUAGCUACGGAGGAGGUCAUUAUGAACUUCUUGGAAAGGUCAACCCUCGCCCAAGAACCCAACCAGAUUGACGACCCAGUCGCCGUAUUUCCACAAUGCGUGUGGCCGCUGAUUGCUUACCAACAAGCCAUGGUUGCAGGGUUCUGGUUGCGAAUCUUCAGAUUUCUCAUUCCUGCAAGAAAGAAGCUCCCGGAGGACCGGAUUCGUCCUGCAGACGCAGAGCAACCAUCCUGCGACCAACAGGACUUUCCAAUAAUAAGAGCUUCGGAUGCCACGUCAGCUGACGUGAAUGCGGACUGCAUCGUCUGGAGCGCUCCGCGUGGCGGUGAAACGCCAGUCGCAGCAUCGGCAGAAGCAGAUUCGGACGACGCGUCGUCAGACCACCUCUUCAACGUUCCGCAGCUGGCGCCGCUGAGUCCCUCCGACGAGCCUUUUGAUACAUCCAAGUUGCUUCCUCCGCUUCGCUCCGUCCAUCUCAACCGCAAGACUCUUGUCCUCGACUUGGACGAAACCCUCAUCCAUUCCGUCUUCACGCCGAUCAUGAACGCCGAUUUCGUCAUCAGCUUGGACGUUGACGGCCGACUGACUACUAUUUACGUCCAUAAGCGUCCCGGAGUGGAGGAGUUUCUCCGCGCCGUCGCGCAGGUAUACGAGGUGGUCGUUUUCACCGCGAGCAUGGCGGGUUACGCGAACGCGCUCGUCGAUCUGUUAGAUCCGCAGCGCUGCCUCGUUCACCACCGUCUUUUCCGGGAUUCCUGCAUCUGGUGGAGGAACAGCUACGUCAAGGAUCUGACGAUGCUCGGAAGGGACCUGACUAAGACCAUGAUAGUUGAUAACAGCCCGCUCUCCUACGCGUUUCAGCCGGAGAACGGCAUUGCGAUACCCUCGUACUACGACGAGCAGGGGGACCGUGAGCUCGCGAAGCUUGUCCCCGUUUUAAUGAAGCUCGCUACGGUCGAGGAUGACGUUCGGCUCCACCUUGCGGGGCUUGGGAGCGUCCAUGUGGGGUGA
Molecule: messenger RNA, 1284 nt
Organism: Closterium sp. Yama58-4
Lineage: Eukaryota; Viridiplantae; Streptophyta; Zygnematophyceae; Desmidiales; Closteriaceae
Source: the annotation of a GenBank genome assembly